Molecule: messenger RNA, 1607 nt
Organism: Paraglomus brasilianum
Lineage: Eukaryota; Fungi; Glomeromycota; Glomeromycetes; Paraglomerales; Paraglomeraceae
Source: the annotation of a GenBank genome assembly
AAUAUGAUACCGCUGAAGAAGAACCAGAUAUUCAUUUCGAAAAAAUUAAGGAUCCAUACAUUAAUAGAAUAGCAGAAGCCGGAAAAUUUAAUGAAGGUGAGGUAUGUGAUUACUAUGCAUUCGUGCCAAAAGGAUAUUAUGCAGAAAACGAACCACUAGGUUUCUUUGAAUCAAUCGAAGAAAAGAUUGCUAAUGUUUACAAAAGUGAGUUAGCUUUAAAGGGUGGAUUAAAGCAUGAAACUAUAGAAAUUAUUAGAGAAAAUCGAAUUAACGCAACUAUAGAAAAAGGGUAUAACGAAAUUGUAGACCAGAUUGAGGAUGAAGCAUUACAAGAAUCAGGAUGGACAUUUGUUCGAGCAGAAGAAGUAUUUCUUGAAAUAAGCGCAUUCAGACCAUUACGAGGUAGUAGUUGGUUACCUUUACCAGAAGAUUUAGAUAAGCCACAGCUCGGUUUAAUUAAUCCACAAAAUUUCAAAGACAAUGAAUGUUUUAGAGAUUGUGUUAAUAUACACCAUGCGAGAGAAGAUGCACUAAAAGCAGGACAAAAACCUACACAUCUUGAACGUGUAAGCAAGAUUAGACGAUAUGGUAAUAUAGCUAAUUUUGAAGGCAUAAAUUUUCCAGCAACACUACGUGAUGUUGAUAAAUUUGAGGAAAAUAACCCAAACUAUGCUAUAAAUAUAUUUAGGCCAGUGUAUAAAGAAGUGUUCGGAAAAAUAAAAGUAGAUAUAGACCCAUUACAUAUCUCUGAAAGAAAUUAUCAAGUCGAACAUAUGAUAGAUUUAUUAUAUUUAACAGAAGGUGAAGAGAAUUUAAAUGAUCGAAAAAAUACAAAUGAUAUACCAGAAGGAUUAAAAACGCAUUACGUAUUUAUAACAGAUUUUACUCGAUUAAUGCAUUUAUUAGAAAAGCAUAUUCCAACAUGUCCAGGACCAAGUAAAGCACCACAACGAUUAAUCCUUCCUGAAGAGGAAGCAGAAGAAAUCGAAGUGGAGGAAAAAGAUAAAGAAGGAAAUACUAUAAAAAUAGCAGAACAAAAAGCAGUUUCAUAUGGAUAUACAAUACAUUGUUCAGAUGGAACAACACAAAAGCCAGUAAUUAAUCGAGAAUCGGAAAAUAUAAUAAAAGACUUAAUGGAAAACCUUCAAGAAGAUCUAGAUGUUAUUUUAGAUAAGCUCUGUGAUCCACUUCCAUGUGAAAAAAUGACACCUGAAUUAUGGCGAAAAUAUCAAAUGGCAAAUAAGUGUUGGAACUGUGAUGGAAAAUUACAUGAAGUUGGGUAUAAUAAAAUUCGUGUAUUCGAUCCUGAAACUAAAAAAUAUUUAGGUGCUUCGCAUAGGAAAUGCCAUGGGAAAAAGCCAAUAAUUCAAGACGAAGGAAAAAAUAGAGUACUAGAUCAUGACCAUAUUACAGGAAAAUUUCGAGGAGCAUCACAUAGUGAAUGCAAUCUCAAAUUACGAAUCGAUCCAGAAACAAUAAAAAUCCCCGUACUAAUUUGUAAUGGAAGUGGUUAUGAUUUCCAUCAUCUUAUGCAAGAAAUAGCAAAAGUGACGGAUGAAAAAAUAGUGCCGAUAGCAAAUAAUUCAGAACAAUAUAUUACUUUCUCG